Daldinia childiae is the source of this 768-nucleotide messenger RNA. RefSeq names its product Mediator of RNA polymerase II transcription subunit 18. Gene Ontology annotation, molecular function: transcription coregulator activity. The record is from RefSeq and is a predicted model, not a curated record. NCBI's taxonomy places the organism in Eukaryota, Fungi, Ascomycota, Sordariomycetes, Xylariales, Hypoxylaceae. Bases 1 to 768 code for a protein of 255 amino acids. Gene Ontology annotation, biological process: regulation of transcription by RNA polymerase II; termination of RNA polymerase II transcription. Gene Ontology annotation, cellular component: mediator complex; core mediator complex. The transcript has 2 exons.
AUGCGGGAACUUUUUCUCACUGCAUCCGUCAAGGAUUCAGAUUUCGCAAUGGCUUGUGCAGUCUUGCAAGGUUUGACGUGGAUGAAUGCUCGUCACAUGGUCCAUCGUAUUCUAUUCUUUCAUGGCCAACCACAACCGCAGCCCCUCAAAGUCACGCGUGCUUUCCAGCAAUCACGCUUCUUGCAGCUCUGGAAAGAUCUAAGUAGCCAAUUAAAUCGAUCAUCAUAUGUUAUUCAGCUGGCCUACGAACUUGUACCAGAUAGGGAUUUCGGCAAAGAAACUAAUAUGGAGUUUAAUGCUUUACCUGGCACUUUGCGGUGGACAGAUCUACCAGACCCUCUUCGAGACACACCAGUAACGCAGAGAAAGAAGAUCGAGAUUCCAGAGCAGAAUAGCCUUCCAACGGCUCUCACUGACAAUGGCUUUCAGUACAAGAAUGAAAUCAUUCAGGAGAGCUACUCUUUCGUCAGGGAGAACGUCGAAUUUGUUUUCAGCAGAUACUAUCACCUUCCAGAAUCUCAAGGGCGGCCACUGGGUGCUCUCCCUCCUUGGGUCGAUCUUCGGCCAGUAGAUCCAGCACAAAAAUGGGUGUUGAAUGUGAAACUGAAUGUCAUUGAUGACAGCCAGCCGGAAAAGGUGAAGAAAGCAAAUGGGGAGCUCUUGGUUGUUAAAGCAGAGCUUGAGAAGAUAUUUGACUUUAAGGCUGUUGAUCGGAGGGUCUUCGACACUAGGAUUGCACCACCCCCUGUAAUACCCGGCCGAGGAUAG